Molecule: messenger RNA, 1023 nt
Organism: Macrosiphum euphorbiae (potato aphid)
Lineage: Eukaryota; Metazoa; Arthropoda; Insecta; Hemiptera; Aphididae
Source: the annotation of a GenBank genome assembly
AUGGCUCGUCUCGUAAUUUUGUUGUCUGUCGUAUUGUUCAGCGUGUAUCAGACCGAACAAGCGUAUUUCUUGGAGGAAAGUUACAUCGACAUGAUCAACGAAGUAGCGACUACCUGGACGGCCGGUGUUAAUUUCGACCCGAGUAUACCAAAAGAACAUUUCGUUAAGAUGUUGGGAUCUAAAGGGGUGGAAUCUGCCAAGCACGCCAGUGCACAUGAGUUCAAAACGAACGACGUUGCUUACUCCAACCAUUUCGGCUAUAUCCCGAGAACAUUCGACGCUAGGAAGAAGUGGAGACACUGCAAAACGAUCGGAGAAGUUCGUGACCAAGGGCACUGCGGAUCCUGCUGGGCGUUCGGAACCAGCUCAGCGUUCGCCGAUCGUUUGUGUAUAGCCACCGACGGAGAUUUCAACCAACUGUUGUCCGCCGAAGAGAUAACGUUUUGCUGUCACACUUGUGGUUUUGGAUGUAACGGAGGCGACCCGAUCAAAGCCUGGAAAUAUUUCAGUACACAUGGUUUGGUGACAGGAGGAAAUUAUAAAUCUGGAGAGGGAUGUGAGCCAUACCGUGUCCCACCCUGCCCACGAGACGAAGAAGGUAAAAGCUCUUGCGCCGGAAAGCCAAUUGAAAAAAAUCACAGAUGUACGAGAAUGUGUUACGGAGAUCAGGACCUCGACUACAACGACGAUCACAGAUUUACGCGUGACUAUUACUACCUGACUUACGGCAGCAUCCAAAAGGAUGUUAUGAAUUAUGGACCAAUCGAAGCAUCGUUUGAUGUGUACGACGAUUUUCCCAGUUACAAGUCCGGUGUUUACGAGAAAACCGAAAACGCCUCGUACUUGGGAGGACACGCAGUGAAGUUGAUCGGCUGGGGUGUAGAAGAAGGCACCCCGUAUUGGUUGAUGGUCAACUCGUGGAACCCACAGUGGGGCGACAACGGUCUCUUCAAAAUUAGACGAGGUACAAACGAAUGUGGUAUCGACAAUUCGACAACCGCUGGUGUACCAGUGACCAACUAA